UAGUGACCCAAACAUGGCGAAUAGGCAUCGUGAUACCCCGUCGUGAUUAUGGUCUCGUUAGUCCUCUUUCGCAUGGGAGGGGCGCAUAAGUUGAUGGGAUGAACAAGAUGUGGCGGUGAUGGCCGCGGCCCUUGGCUUCCGGGUGCCAGCCAUGUUUUAAGAAUACGACGAUGCGCAGUUCACUCUAUAACUAUGAGUCUUUUCUUGUUACCCUGUUCUCUUCUCAUCGCUGUAUAAUCGAUCGACAAAACCGUGACUGUCGGCGUCCACGUAUCCAUUGUCUUUCAACGCUUGCUGACAGAGUACAUGGCGCACUUCACGACUUAUCGAGAGCAGAAGCCUCUCUUUACUAAUCCAAAACCGUCUUCAAUCUCGUGAGGAAAACUGUCUGGUGUCGAAUGCGCCUGGGGGAGACUCAGGCUCACCAGUCUUGGCCUUGUGACGACAAUCACGUGCACCCAGUGAGAUCACGAGUGCGACAUAGCUACCUUUCAUCAUGGCGCCAAACCUUCAACCUCUUCCUCAGCGUCCACGUCUCCAAGACCAUAGACCGUGGUCCGGACUUUCCAAUAUUUCUAAACGAUCCUUUAGAUCUUGCGCAACUUCUGCUUUCGAGGCCGACGACGAGCGAUCCUCUAGCGACGGCGAUAUGAGCCCUCGCAAUAGCCAAGCGGACGUGCGACGGCCAAUCGUACCGCGUCACUCUGGCCAUGAUGCUCGCCCAACGAGUCAAAAGGAGCUUCUAGGGUGGUACGCCUACGCAUUUGCGGCCGAGACGUACGUGAUUUGUGGAAUUGCUUCCUUUAUCCCCAUCCUUUUAGAGACUCUUGCCAGAGAGAACGGUGUGCUCGUCUCUGACCGAAAAACGCCUUGCGGGUCUAGCGACAGUAAGAAAGAGGGGGACGGGCAAUGCAUUGUCUGGGUAUUUGGAGUAGAAAUCAACACUGCGAGCUUCGCCAUGUACACAUUUUCAGUGAGCGUCUUGGUUCAAGCACUGCUCGUUGUCAGCAUCAGUUGCGCUGCUGACCAUGGAAACUACCGCAAGAAGCUUCUUCUCAGCUUCGCCUGGAUUGGAAGCUUCGCCGUCAUGUCUUACAUCUUCAUUACAAAAGACAACUACAUUUUCGGCGCCCUCUUGACCGUCAUCUCCAACACGUCCUUUGGCGCAUCCUUUGUAUUACUGAACUCUUUUCUUCCGCUGCUUGUGCGAUACCAUCCCGAUGUUAUCGGGGUCAACGUUGCUGAGACUCCAGAUCUUGCCAAUUCUGAAUUUGAGUCACGCCCUUUGGAUGACUCGGUGGGUGAUCUCCAGGCGUCAAGAGUUACGACAACAUCACCUCUGUUAGAUCCUGAAGACGGCGAGCGACUGAAACCAACAGCAAGCCAUGCAGAAAUCACUUCCAAGGAAUUGCAACUGUCAACGCGGAUCUCAGCCAUCGGAAUUGGUACCGGUUAUAUUGCCGCGCUCUUCCUGCAAUGCGUCUGUAUUGCUGUUCUCAUAGCCAUGCAUAACACCACAUGGGGCCAACGAGUGGUAUUAUUCAUGGUCGGACUUUGGUGGACCAUCUUCACUAUUCCGGCCGCCAUGUGGUUGCGGCCCCGCCCCGGGCCUCCGCUGGCUGAUGACGGCCGCAAAGGCAUCAUGGCAGGACUUGCGUACAUAUUGUACGCAUGGAAGAGCCUAUUCAAAACCGUCCAACAGGCUAGACGCCUUCUGGACAUCGUUUUGUUUCUGGCUGGAUGGUUUCUCCUGUCCGAUGCGAUCGCAACCACGUCAUCUACCGCGAUUCUAUUCGCCAAAACCCAACUCCACAUGAAGCCGUGGGCGCUCGGUAUGAUAAAUGUCAUUUCAACUCUGGCAGGGGUAUUCGGCGCCUUCGGAUGGUCGUGGAUCUCACGGCUCUUUAACCUCCAAGCCCAUCAAACCAUUCUUGUCUGCAUUGCUUUGUUCGAGUUGAUCCCCCUUUACGGCUUGCUGGGUUACCUUCCCUUUGUUCAAGAAUGGGGCGUAUUUGGCCUCCAACAACCCUGGGAGAUGUAUCCAGUGGCGGCUGUAUAUGGAGUCGUGCUCGGAGGUUUGGGUGGUUACUGCCGCUCUCUCUAUGGUGAGCUUAUUCCACCCGGAUCCGAGGCAGCUUUCUACGCUCUGUACGCCAUAACGGACAAGGGAUCCAGUGUCUUUGGUCCGACGAUUGUCGGUGCUAUCAUUGAUAGAACUGGCACGAUUCGCCCGGCUUUCUGGUUUCUGGCAGCAUUGGUUGGCCUUCCUGCGCCAUUGAUCUGGUUCAUCAACGUCGAGCGUGGCAGAAGAGAAGGCAUGAAGCUCGCCGAGUCAAUGGCAGGAUCUCCUGUGGAGGAAGCAAACGAUAAUGAGUAUGAGCCUGAGCGUCGUGGAAUGCUGGCCGACUAUCAGAGAGAGCAGGAAGAUGGUAUUGUCGAUGAACAUGCAAGACCCUAGGUCAGAUGGCUGUUGAUUCUUGGAUGGGCAAGGUAGCAUAGCGGCGGCGUUUACUUAGAUGAUUGGUGAUAUCAUAAUUUGGCUACGACUUAUAAGUGCUAGACAACGAACUAAAUUCAGCAAUGUCAAUAUCUCAAGUUGAUCAGUAUACCACAGUACUUUCCUUUCUGCUUAAGAGUUGGGCGCGCUCUCUGUACAUACUAUCUAAUAUGAGGCAAGGCGGCG
This is a messenger RNA of Fusarium verticillioides 7600, 2683 nucleotides long. RefSeq names its product autophagy-like protein 22. The transcript has 2 exons. Lineage: Eukaryota; Fungi; Ascomycota; Sordariomycetes; Hypocreales; Nectriaceae. The record is from RefSeq and is a predicted model, not a curated record. Gene Ontology annotation, biological process: amino acid transmembrane export from vacuole. The coding region runs from base 497 to 2458 and encodes 653 amino acids.